GGAAGAACUCUUGUUCUUCUUUGGAUCCGGUUUGCUUCAGGUGAAAUACCCUAUUGUGAACAUCGGGGCAUUAACAGCACAACGCGCUAGCCGGGCAGAAUGGCCAGCUUCACGCAGCACGCGAUAACCGCGCUUGCCCUGCUGGCGACACAAUACUUUACUGUCGAGGCAGCGAAGUUUACCAUCGUUAAUAGAUGCCCCUACAAAGUGUGGCCGGCGACCGGUGGUGCACCGUGGGAGGGCUGGGCCCUCGAGCCACAGCAGUCGAUCGAUGUGUACCGAGACGCGGGCUGGUCGGGCCGCUUCUGGGCAAGGACCGAGUGCAACUUCAAUCAAGCUGGAGAGGGAGGCUGCAAAACAGGGGAUUGCAACGGAUUGAGUUGCCGCGCUGGUGGCGCCCCGCCCGCGUCGCUGGCCGAGUUCACACUGGCAGGAUUCGGCGGCAUGGACUUCUACGACGUCAGCCUGGUGGACGGCUUUAACAUCCCCGUGAGCGUGCGCUCCCAGGGCGGGAGCGGUUCCUGCAGGGAGACCAGUUGCAAAUUUAACAUCAACAGUGUGUGCCCACCAGAGCUCCAGGAUAAAGGUGGAGCUGCCUGCAAGAGCGCCUGCCUCGCGUUUGGAGACCCCAAAUACUGCUGCACUGGGGACUUCAACGAUCCGAACAGGUGCAAGCCGACUCACUAUAGCGAGUUGUUCCAUAACCACUGUCCAGACGCCUACAGCUACGCCUACGACGACUUGCGUGCUACCUUUACUUGCUCCAGAGCAGACUACACCAUUACUUUCUGCCCUUGACAUCCAUGACAUAGACCGCUAUAUUACAGUGCUGGGUACACUUGGAUUCCUAGUCAUGAAUGUGUACCUUGUACCUUUUGUUAUUCUUCUUUAAACCUCUGCUUGAGUAAUGCACAUCACAUAUGUCGUUCAGCAGCUCAAUUAAAAUAAAGAUUUUUGGUUUUUGCGUGGGAAA
Messenger RNA from Frankliniella occidentalis (western flower thrips), 973 nucleotides. RefSeq lists its product as uncharacterized. Gene Ontology annotation, cellular component: extracellular region. Bases 100 to 798 code for a protein of 232 amino acids. The transcript has 5 exons. Gene Ontology annotation, biological process: defense response. The record is from RefSeq and is a predicted model, not a curated record. NCBI's taxonomy places the organism in Eukaryota, Metazoa, Arthropoda, Insecta, Thysanoptera, Thripidae.